AAAUAAGUGUGAGUUAGGGACUUAAUGGUGAGAAAACAUUAUUAAUGGAUCUAACCGUCAGUUUUUCAAACUUUAAAGGGGUUAAAAAUCUUUUUAGAUAAGGUCGGCUGACUCAUUCCUUUUUAUCUUUUUCUUCUUUCCUUCUUUCUUCCCAGCCAUUUUCGUGUCUGCUCUGUUUUCUUUCUCCCCUCAGCCGAAGUGAACCCAGCCAUUUCCAGCGCCUUCAUCCGAAAAAUUGAAAAGCCGCCGGAUCUGCUCUGCUUCUCCCUUCCCUGCUACCGGCUGUUGCUGGGUAUAAGCUUCGGUUUUUCCUGUGGCCCCGUGAAAGUCCCCUAAUUUUUCCCGCCGGCUCUUCCCCAUACCGCCAGCUCCAGCCUUGCUUGCUGAGCAUUUCUGGUAAGUUGGCUUCUCUAAUCUCCGAAAAUUGGUGGAUUAAUUGCUGCUUGUGAGCUUAAUUGGUUGUGUGGGUGUUUGGGUUGUCCAAAAACAAGAUGCCGGAGGUGGGGGAUGAGUUUUGGCAAUUUGAAAAUGGAUUGGUUGAUGAUUUAAGUAGAAAAUCCUUAAUUUGGCUGUUGUGUGUGUGUCUGAGAAAAAGGGAGGAAAAAUUCUGUGAAAUUGCCAUUUUUUUGUCAAAGCCGGUUCUCCCAAAUUCCUGUCCAUUAGUUUGAGAAAUUGUAUAUCUGUAAUUGUGUAAUUGUGUAAUUGUGUAUACAUAGAUAUUAAUUGGGAACAUUGUGAUUAGGUCCUUGAUUGUCUUGUGGCCUUAGCACUGGGAUUAGGCCUUCUGUCCUGUGUAAUUAAGGUAGUGAGACCCGACGCGUGGGAAGCCUGGGGGAGUGACGAGCUAGACGGCUAGGCACUUUUGGACUUAGGUUUUUGUAGCUAAGCCGUUAGUCACCCAUGCUUGACAUAGAAAAUUUUGUGUACAGAAUUUAGUGCUAGUCAUGAUUGUAUAUAUGAAGUGAUAAAUAUUGUACAUUCGA
Molecule: messenger RNA, 983 nt
Organism: Rubroshorea leprosula
Lineage: Eukaryota; Viridiplantae; Streptophyta; Magnoliopsida; Malvales; Dipterocarpaceae
Source: the annotation of a GenBank genome assembly